AUGUCCCGGCGCACCAUAGGCGGAGGGAGAGUCCUAGGAAGCGGUAGGACUCUUGGACCGCCUGUUCCUCCACCAAAGCCGACCUCCCCUCUACCGUCGCACGUCCUUUCGCCUUCUGACUCGACUCUGUCAUUGAAUACAUCCGAGAGUGAACCGUCUACGCCUCCUUCAUCAGAUCCUCAAGACAUCGCCGCUCGAGUCUCGCUAGACCAUGGCGGGCCAGAUCUUUCCGCUGCGGCCGUGGCUGCAGGCGACCGUCUGGUCUGUCCUAUCUGCAAUGAAGAGAUGGUCACACUGUUACAGUUAAACCGACACUUGGACGAUGUACAUAAGGAGAUUGAAGAGGAACAACAAGAUGAAGUGAAAGAUUGGUUCAAACAACAAAUGGUCAAGGCGAAGAAAUUCCAGCCGUUGGCUGUUUUGAACCAGAAACUCAAGGGCUUGGAUGUGUUCGAAUCCAAUCACGAUAUGGCUCGGAGCAGUACGCCUCUCCCUAGGAUCGAUUCCAUCGCAAGGGAAAGUGUUCCUCCUCCUACUCCGCCGAAGCCGACUCCUGCGGUGAUUGACCCGGACGAUGUCAUAACAAAGCAGCAUUGGCAGAAACGAACCGGAUACGAUGUAUGCUCAGAUCCUUCAUGUGGGAAGAGAUUAGGCGCAGGAACCGGCGUUGUGAAUUGCCGGCACUGUGGCAAGCUCUUUUGCGACGAGCAUACCAUGUAUCAAAUGAAAUUGUCAAGGUCUGCCCAGCAUGAACCCGUUCGAGGACUAUGGUAUCGGGUAUGUGAAACGUGCUAUAAGAGCCGCGAAGGCUACAUGGACAGGCACGGUCUUGAACGAAAUCGGAUGGAAGACUUCGAGAGUGUCAGGCGGAAGAAGCUCAGUCAUCAGGAAAUGGAGGUCUCCAGACUUGAGAAGAGACUCUCCAGGUUAACACAACUACUUGCAAAUCCACCUGAAGAAGUAGUACAGCCUUCAACGAAUAAGAGAUGGUCGCUGAACUGGGGCCAGAACGAUCCUCGAAAAGCCCUCGAGCAGAGUAUCGUCGUUUGGCAGAAUGACACCGAUGUCCUUCGAUGUCCGUACUGCCAGCAGGAUUUCACGCAGUACACAUUUCGACGGCAUCACUGUCGGACAUGUGGGAAAGUUGUUUGUGGAGAUCCCGUUACUGGCUGCUCGAUAGUUAUCGGUCUUGAUGUUGCUAAAACUAACCCCCGUCGCUCUACAACAGAAAAGCCGGCCCCGGACAACACUGUCGCUCUCGAUAUCCGCCUGUGCAAGGAAUGCAACCACACGAUCUUCUCGCACCGGGAUUUCCAGACUUCACUGACCUCACCGGCCAUUCAAACAUUCUCCCGAGCAUACAACAACCUCCUACAAUUCGAACGGGGCAUCCGCUUAUUAUUGCCCAAAUUCCAAAAACUUCUCCAGGCACUACAAGAUCCCGACCACCCGCCAUCUUCAUCACAAAUCUCAGACGCAUCACGAACACGGAAGCGUCUAAUGGAUUCAUUUACGCAAUACGACAUCGCCGCCCGGCGGAUGCGUGAUCUACCAAGCCAAUCUCCCACCCAACUCAAGCUACAAAAGGCGAUCUACCAGAACGCCACCCAGUUCUUACACCUGCACAUGCUGCCUUUGAAGUCGCUGCCGAAGGUUCUUAAGCACGCCACCCCCCAUGGCAGUGGUAGUAACAAUCCCAAACUCGACCCUCGCGACCCCCGAUCGUCCCUCGCCGUGCUGAACAACAACCAUGUCCGACACGACAGUUCAUCAAACUUGUCUGUGGUUAGUUUCGCAUCCUCGCGCGUCAGCGAGCUGGAGGCGGAAGAAAAACAAUUGCGCGAGCGACUUAUUGUGCUCGAAGAACAAAAGUUCAUGGUGCAAGAAAUGAUUGCAGACGCCAACAAACGACGCAAAUUUGAUGAAGUUGCCGCUCUGGCUGGCAAUGUGGAGGACCUCAGCACAGAAAUUGAUAGUGUGCAAAAACUCGUAGAUAACUUACGAGGAGAAUUCGACAGCGUCUAUACGGGCGGCGGAGGCUUGGGCAGCGGUGUGAACAGCCCAGUCCGAAGAGUCAGCGACAUGGGCACGAGCCCUCAGUCGUCGACGGGCCACGGAAGGUUGAAGAACGUCCUCACUGCGGGCGAAUGA
Messenger RNA from Exophiala spinifera, 2151 nucleotides. RefSeq lists its product as uncharacterized. Gene Ontology annotation, biological process: DNA repair. The transcript is spliced from 2 exons. Lineage: Eukaryota; Fungi; Ascomycota; Eurotiomycetes; Chaetothyriales; Herpotrichiellaceae. Gene Ontology annotation, molecular function: DNA binding; metal ion binding. The record is from RefSeq and is a predicted model, not a curated record. Bases 1 to 2151 code for a protein of 716 amino acids.